AUGGCCAAACCCGUGUGGAAAGGCAACCACCCCGUCCGUCAAAUCAACGCCGCACCACCUUUCUACAGAUACUGCGCGACCGGGCUAGGAGCUGCAAUGUGGUUCUUCCUGUUUUACAGAGCGAAGCAAGAUGGGCCUGCGUUACUCGGAUUGAAGCAUCCUUGGGACCACUAG
This is a messenger RNA of Cladophialophora psammophila CBS 110553, 174 nucleotides long. RefSeq lists its product as uncharacterized. The coding region runs from base 1 to 174 and encodes 57 amino acids. Lineage: Eukaryota; Fungi; Ascomycota; Eurotiomycetes; Chaetothyriales; Herpotrichiellaceae. The record is from RefSeq and is a predicted model, not a curated record. The transcript has 2 exons. Gene Ontology annotation, cellular component: mitochondrial inner membrane.